ACUCGGAAUUUUCAACACUUUUCGCGUAGAGCUCAUCUCUUGAAUUUUAAAUCGCACAUUUUACAAUAAUACUUUUUUCCCUCUCCUUCCCUUUCUCUCUCUUUCCGUUUUCAGCAACAUGAAUUACUUUUGUCGCAUGUUUGCGCAGAGGUGAGAUGUCGCGCAUAACCUAUCGUCGCUCGCGUAAAGCUACGACCAUUCUCUACGUUGUUAUGAAAACAAAGUUGGCGACAAGUAUUUUUCAAAAUAUUAAAAUAUACUUGCCUCGAUUACCUUUAUUUGCCCAGCUUGUAUAUCUUGCGACGGUAUAAAACUAUACAUAUUAUAUAUAUUUAUAUAGUGUAAUCGACAAUCUUUCGCUUGGCGUCCCAACAUGUGCGGAAUAUUUUGUUGUAUACAUCAAGCUAGAAACGACUCUGAAUCCUUCGCGCAGUGGAAUAUUUGUAAAGAUGUAAUAGCCGCGCGAGGUCCUGACCAUUUAACAGAGAAACAUAUAUCGUUAAAUCACCAUUGGCAUGGACACUUUGCUGCUGCAGUAUUAUGGAUGCAAGGAUCAGAAAUAAUAACACAGCCAAGUUUGGAUGAUAAUAACAAUUUGUUACUAUGGAAUGGAGAUAUCUUUUCAGGUUGUUUGGCAAAGGAUGAUGUUUGCGAUACAAAUGUGAUAUUGGAUGAAUUGCAAUCGACCACAGAUAUCAUGUCUGUGCUUUGGAAGAUUGAAGGUCCUUAUAGCUUAAUAUAUUAUCAAAAGUCAACCGAUACAUUAUAUUUUGGACGGGAUAUUAUCGGACGGCACAGUUUGCUUUUAAAAAUAGAUACUAAAGCUAACUCACUGACUUUAACUUCAGUUGCAAACAAAAAUAUGAAAGGAAUUGUGGAAGUACCUGCUAUAGGUAUCUUUGCAGUAAAUUUAAAUAAUUCACGGAUAAAUUUAGCAUGUUAUCCAUGGAAAGAACCUGAUUUGAGAUUCACGGAUAUUAUCGAGACAUUGGAAACGACUUUAAAUGUGGAUAUUAAUAUUAGAAAAACUAUAUUAGAUACGAAUUCGUCAUUGGUGAAUUUACAUCUACAUCUACAUCCAGAUCCAAAAGAUUUAGAAUAUCUAGAGAAUAUACCAGAUAGUAUAGAUUUUAAUGAGACAUUGCGGUAUUUGUUGGAAAAUCGAAAAGUAAGUGAAAGAGUUGAGUGCUUGGCGCAACUCUUACAUCAAUCUGUGAAAGUCAGAGUAAAAAAGAAACCAAAUUAUUGCAAGGAUUGCAUAAAAACUGUAUUAAAUGGUGAAAGUAUUACUUGCACUCAUUCCAAAAUUGGCAUAUUAUUUUCCGGUGGCUUAGACUCAGCCAUUCUAGCAGCGAUUGCUGACAAAUAUGUUCCAGAAAACGAAAGUAUCGAUCUUAUUAACGUUGCAUUUGAAAGAUCUGUAAAUAAUCAAAAAAUAAGUCAUAUGAAUGACGAAAAGGAGAAUGUGAUGCAGAAAUAUGAUGUGCCAGACAGGAAAACUGGCCGACAAACGUAUUCUGAAUUGUUGCGAAUUUGUCCCAACAGGAAAUGGAAUUUUAUACAGUGUAACAUCACACAAAUGGAAUUACAAUUGUAUCGUGCUUCGCAAAUUUCUGACUUAUUACAUCCUUUAUCUACAAUACUGGAUGAAAGUUUAGGAUGCGCCAUGUGGUUUGCAAGUCGUGCAAAAGGUGUUCUUUAUCCAGUUGAUGAAAUGUACGAAUCGCCAUGUAGAAUAUUAUUUUUGGGCAUAGGUGCAGAUGAAUUAUUUGGCGGAUACAUGAGACACAGAACCAUAUUGAAACAUAAAGGAUGGGAUGCACUAGUGCGAGAAUUAAAUAUCGAAUUGGCGAGAAUUUCCGAAAGAAAUUUGGGUCGAGAUGAUCGAAUUAUUUCUGAUCAUGGUAAACAAUCUCGUUUACCGUAUCUAGAUGAGAACGUGGUGAAAUAUGUGCAGGAUAUUAAACCAUGGGAAAGAUGCUACCCGACUGAGAAAAUGCCAACUGGAUUGGGAGACAAAUUAUUAUUACGCUUGUUAGCAUGCAAGAUUGGUUUUCAGAGUACAGCCAACUUUCCUAAAAGAGCUUUUCAAUUUGGCUCGCGAAUCGCAAAUGCCAAUGAAAAAGGAAAUGUGACUAAUGUUAUCGAGUUACGGCUACAUUAUCGAUAAUGAAUGAUUAUAAGAAUGUGUACGUGUAUACUUUGAUUUUUAUUUCUUUGAUUUCCAUUUUCGUCAGCAACUUUGCAUCAAUACUGUAAGACACGACUAAAAGUCAAAUUAAUGACUGAUUAAUAAUAAUGAAUCGAUCAAAGUUUAUAUAUUCCGUAUUACAUUUCAUUUCACAAGUAUAAAUGCCAUAAAACGCAUGUAUUGUUAAUAAACAAUGUACAUACAUAUAUAUAUAUAUAUAUAUAUAUAUAUAUAUAUAUAUAUAUAUAUAUCAGCACGAUGUAUCACGAUUUUCCGAUGUGUAUUUUGCGCUUUUCGUGCAAAUGGCAAACAAAUGUUUCUAAAUUGACACGAAAAUCCUAAUAUGUAACAAACAUGUACAUGUAUAUUUUAAAGCACGCAUUAUUAUUCACGACAGUUGGUAUAUAUUAAUCUGAGAGAAGCAGAGGAAUAUUUUUUACAAAAUAUGUAAUAUCCCUAAUACUAAUAAGCUUCUAUAUGUGAUGUAUACAAGCUUUUUUUUGUCAUGGAAACAUUUCUCUCGCUGCCGCUUUCAUUGAUGAGAUUAUAUAUUAAAAUAAUCGAGAUGUAAUAAUUUUUCUUGUGCAUUUUAUUAAACUUGAAACAAUUUUAACACAAAGGAAGAUUUUAUUGUUGUUUACAAUUAUUCCAAUAGCCACUGAAGUGUCCAUUGUCUAUGUCUAUAAACAUUUCAGCAAAGAAUAUAACAAUAUAUCGCUAAGACACAUAAUAAAUAUAUACAC
Messenger RNA from Camponotus floridanus (Florida carpenter ant), 2934 nucleotides. Its product is annotated as asparagine synthetase domain-containing protein 1. The transcript has 6 exons. The coding region runs from base 374 to 2170 and encodes 598 amino acids. Gene Ontology annotation, molecular function: asparagine synthase (glutamine-hydrolyzing) activity. NCBI's taxonomy places the organism in Eukaryota, Metazoa, Arthropoda, Insecta, Hymenoptera, Formicidae. The record is from RefSeq and is a predicted model, not a curated record.